Schistocerca nitens (vagrant locust) is the source of this 605-nucleotide messenger RNA. RefSeq names its product leucine-rich repeat-containing protein 9-like. The record is from RefSeq and is a predicted model, not a curated record. Lineage: Eukaryota; Metazoa; Arthropoda; Insecta; Orthoptera; Acrididae. The transcript is spliced from 3 exons. Gene Ontology annotation, molecular function: protein binding. The coding region runs from base 99 to 479 and encodes 126 amino acids.
UAAAAACACUGUACCUUGACAACAAUGGUAUUUUCUCAAUUACUCCUCUGGAGCUUGGACGGCUAAGGAAACUUACACGCCUGUAUUUACAAUGUAACAUGAUUGACAGCUUACAAGGUUUGGAAGGAUUAUCAGAUUUGAUUGCUUUAGUACUUGACUGGAAUAGAAUAACAAGUGUGGCUCGUGAACAAGUGGCUGCAUUUUCCAAUCUAAAUGAACUUCAUCUUGAAAGAAACAGAAUAAGUAACUUAGGAUUUCUAAAGCAACUAAAGCAAUUACAGCGGCUAUACUUGAGUUACAAUAAAAUACAUGAUUUUGAUCAACUGAAGUAUGUUGCUGCACUGAAUCACUUGGAAGAACUUACACUUAUUGCUAACCCCAUCUGCCCCCAUCAUACAGCAUAUCAUGAUUUAACUGCAAUUCUUCCACGUUUCUAUAUUUAUAUUCAUAGUUGUGAUUCAGAUGAAUUACCACUGUGAGUGUGGAAAUUUGGUUUGUAUUUCUGUGUCUGUCCAGUAUCUUGAUCCCAUCCACUAUUGUCAAAGCAUGGAAUAUUUAAUUGAUAUUCAUAGAGGAAACUCCAUCAAUGUUAGCUAUGAGUCACA